Messenger RNA from Bombus pyrosoma, 6050 nucleotides. RefSeq lists its product as uncharacterized. The record is from RefSeq and is a predicted model, not a curated record. The coding region runs from base 310 to 4464 and encodes 1384 amino acids. The transcript has 2 exons. Lineage: Eukaryota; Metazoa; Arthropoda; Insecta; Hymenoptera; Apidae.
ACGGCGACGACGGCGGCGACGGCGGCGACGACGACGACGACGACGACGACGACACCGACGACGGCGACGGCGACGGCGACGGCGACGGUGACGGCGUCGGCGUCGACGGUGACAACCACGACUGCGACUAAACAGGCAGCUAAGACGAACAGAACGAUAAUUACGACAGAUACGACGAAUUCGACAGUAACGGCAGUAACAGCAAGGGCGUCAAUUACGAAAAGAAUAAAGUGGUGUUAUUACUUCAUCGUGGAUAUUUUACAGAGAAUUUUGCAUUGGUUGUGUUCAAUGCAAUAGUUGAGAAGUUAAAUGUAUAAAGAAAAUACCUCAGACACAAUGGAUGCAGUAAGCAAUGGAGCUUCAGGAAGUGCAGUGGCUUGUCCAGUCUGUACCCUCUAUCUACGUGAGGGUAUCAGCUUACAAAGACAUUUGGAUACUCAUCCAAAAGAACAAGUCAUCGAAGCUCUUAUCAAAGCUAGUACCAAUUCCUCAAAUGUGCAACAGACACAGUUAUCAUCAUCAGCACCUCCAGCAUCUCCAGCUAUACAAUCAUCCCAAAAUACACCUCAAGUUGCACAGAAUACUCAUCUAUCGGCUCAAUCUCCAUAUCCUAUAGGACCUAUUUUCGAAUGUCCACCUAUCGGUACUGUGAUGCCACCUCAGUUUGCUUCAUUUAGUUAUCAACAGUUUGUAAAUAAUGGCACUAUGAUGAUACCACAAUAUGCAAUGGCUCCACAAGCUAAUCAAAUGAUGCAAAUGCUGUAUAAUCCAUAUGGUAUGUAUCAGCAGCAACAAAUACCAACUGUUCAAAUGAUUUCGCCAGUCACAGCCAUACCAAACACCACUAGAGUCAGGCCAGUGGUAACUAUGGCUGGUGAAACAACUGGUAGGACUGCCAUUGCUGUACCUGUAAAUAAUUCCGAGCCAAAACAAAUUUUACCUGAGAUUUUACCUGAAUCGGAGCAGGAGUCUGAACAAAUGUUAUCAGAUAUCAACCUUCCAGUUUCUCCUCCAUCAUUAAACGAAGAUAAUUCUAUGCAGCAAAAUGAAAGUGAAACUAGUACAAUUCAAAUAGAGCAAGAAGGAGAGGAGCCCCUUGGUUCAAGUACAGAUCAGCAUACUGUGCAAGAUGAAUAUGAUAGCAUUCCAAGAUCAUUGGCAAUUACUUGUAAUGUCAAUGUCACUACAGAUGAUAAAGUUGAGAGUGUAUUGCCGGAUAUUGAUAAUGGGGAAUCGUCGUGCGUUGUUACUACAAACGUGCAGUGUAAGUCUAUUCAUUAUGAAUCGUCAGAAAUGCAGGAGUAUGUACACAGAUAUGAAGAUGAUGAUGAUAAUAAUAAAGUUAUUAUGCCUGAAGUAUCACCAAUGGUAACAGAAAAUGAGACAGAAAAUGCAACUAAUGAAAAAGUUCCUCACAGAGAAGAAAUAAGCAAAAAUGAAGGUACCUCAGCAGAAAUGCCUGUAGAAGAUACAGUAAAAGCACCAGCUCAGCCUGAAGUAGAACAAUUAGAACGUCUUUUAAUCACUAUUAUGGAAAAUGAAUUUAAUAAUACUCCACAGAAAGAAUCCAAUUUUGAAGAUGAUAAAAAGACGAGUAAAGAUACAAAGAAAAAUACUUCUCCUGAAAGGGCUGAAAGUGUAAUACAUGAAAUAACUAGUAAUAAUCCCAUUGAAUAUAAAAACAGUUGUAAAUCUGAUGUAAAACUAAAAGUUAAUCAAAGCUCGGAAAUUAAUAUAGGUAAUGAUGAAAAUAAAAGUUCUUGUCUUUUAUACAAUUAUAAAAACAGUUUGUCUGCACCUCCAUCACCUAUUGUACAAAGAAGACCCCAUAGAACCUAUUCUGUUCAUUCAGAUUUUAGUUCAAAUGAACACCUUAAUUUUUAUCCAAUUGGUUUUGAUGCAAGCACAUUGCACGAUGAGGAAGAUGAUGAAGAUGAAAAAAAUGAAACAGAAGAUAAUUUUGAUGAGGCAGAUAUGGAAAUAGAGGAAAUACCUAGCCCACAUACUCCUUUUAUUAAAUAUGAUGAAAAUGCAGACAAUGUUAGAUCUCAUACUCCAUUAUCUGCAAGUAGUGGUAUUUCUGUAUUAAGAGUUAGAAAGGAUCUUAGUAAACCAUGUUCACCUGCUUCUGUCCAUUCAUUUUGUCAUAUGGAUGCUAAUGGAAUAAGCCACGAUGAAGAAAGUAAUGUAGCAAUGGAUGAAUCACCAGAAAAAGAUCCUAUUGAUUGUUCUUUAGUUGAACAAGACGUGAAAGCUGAUCAGUCAGAACUUUCCUUAUGUAAAAAUGAGAAAAAAAUGGAAGGAGAUUCUGCAUAUCAAUCUGGAAUUAGUGACCAUAUGAGUUCAUUUUCUACAAUUCAUUCACAACAUUCUCAGCAAUCAACAUUAAUGGAUGAAUCUUAUAACAUGCCAAGUAAAAGUAAUAAUCAUGUAAAUUUAUCAGAAUCUAGUGAUGUCGCAAGUAGUUCUGACUCAAAGAGUUUUCAUUCAUCUAAAUCAAUUAUACAAAAACAAUCUGUGGAACUCCUUAGUUUAAAUGAAGAUGCCCAUGCAGGUCCAAUGAAUGUGUUUGAAUUUGAUGGGCUUCAAAUCUUAGUUCCUAGUACAUUCAUAAGUGAUUCUUCACAAAAAGCAGUUAGUGGAACCAGCCAACAAUCUAUGGCAAGUAGUGAAGGUGGAAUAGGUAUAGAUGAAGAAGUUAAAAGCAUUAAUAUGAGAGCUGAUGAAACUAUGCCACCCAGAGGUGAACUAUCAGAACAAGAAAGCAAUGGAUGUACAGAACAAUCAGCUUGGCAGUUAUAUGCUGGUCAAGAAUCAUCAAGAAUGUCAACAUCUUAUGAUCUAAUGGCACGUGAAAGUUGGGAAGAAUCUGAUGGAUCAGACAAUGAAAUUACAGGCCCAUUAUUAGAUAGCAGAUCUUUAGCAACACAUUUUACAUCAAGUUUAUUUUUAGAUCGAGAUAGAAAAACUCCUACAAAAAGAAUGUUCAAAUGUUAUCAUUGCCCUGAAGUAUUUGAUUGUCCGAAAGAACGCAGAGUACAUAGUACCACCGCGCACAAAGAAGCUGGUCCGAGUAGCAGUAGAGAAUCUACAGAACAACCUGAAGUAAAGGAUAUUAAGUUAUUGGAUGGCCGUAUGAAUGUAUUUGAAGAUAUUUUUGUACCAGGUUUACAUGUUCAACAAGUUUAUCACCAGCAACCACUGUUACAUCAACUUCAACCACCACAAUCAUGUACAGAUGUAACUACAAAAGUAGAAUCUGAUCAAAAAAUUGAAACACUAGUAAUACCAUCAAACAUUGAAGUGAUCUGCACCCUUUGCAAUCAGAGAUUUAAUAGUGAAAAAUCAUUACAACUACAUCAUAGAAGAGUACAUAUUACAGAAACAACAAAACGAAUUCGUGAGAGCACCAAGUGUCAGAUAUGUCACGAAGAAUUUCCUUCAGUUCUAUUGUACAAUGCCCAUUUAAAAAUACAUCCAUUAGAAUGUAGUCAAUGUGGAAAGUAUUUUUAUAGAAAACAAAAUUUCAAAUUACAUAUGAAACGACAUUUAGGAAUUAAACCAUUUCCAUGUACUGUUUGUGACAAAGCAUUUUUAACAAAACAGAAGUUAGAUGAACAUACCAAUGGCCAUACCGGAAAUGCACCUGUUAAGUGUAAUCUUUGCAAUGAAACAUUUCGCAGAUAUUCAAAUCUAACACAGCACAAAAAUAGACAUCAUUUGAAUAUAAAAAAGAAAUUAAAAGAUUACAUAUGUCAUUGUGGUGAGGUUUUUCAUACAAAGAAAAAGUUAGCUUGGCAUAAAGAAACACAUGAUGAAAAACCCAAAGCAUGUACAUAUUGUAAUGAAAGAUUCAUUCACAUGGCCAGCCUGACUAGACAUAUGCGCCGAGCUCAUAAUAAAAGAUUCGUUCCAGAUGCUCAAAGAGAGAGCGAAAAUGUUGAAUGUCCUGUAUGUAAGUGUAUUUAUUUACGAUCUUCCUUAGCAGUGCAUAUGCGAGUACAUAAUGGUGAAAGACCAUAUGAAUGUCAAGUUUGCUCUAAAGCAUUUAGUACUAAGUGGAACUUACAAUUGCACAAAUGGACUCACGCUGCCCGUAGCACCAAACCUUUCAAGUGUAAUCAGUGUAGUGGCGCGUUUUACCGGCACAGUGAUUAUACUGCUCAUAUGAAUUCUCAUAGAAACGUGCGUCCUUAUACCUGUAACUAUUGCGGAGCGCAGUUCAUACGAAAAUAUAAUUGUUUAAGGCAUGUAAAGGAACAUGAAGAGAACAAAGCAUAUACAUGUGAUGUUUGCAACAAAACUUUUCAUAGAUCAUAUUAUCUGAAAGAACACUUGCGAGUACAUUCAGGUGCCAGACCAUAUACAUGUCAUAUUUGUGGAAAGUCUAGCGGUACGAAAUCCAAUCAUAACAAACAUGUCAGAAUUCAUCAUGCACGAGAACCUGUAAAUACCGAAAAUUAAAAAGCGAACGAGACUUUUGAUCCAGUUUACUUAGUCAAUAUUUUUAAACAUCUUACAAAACUUUACCUUAACGUUUUACCUCUUAUUCUUCUAUGUGCUGAAAUUUUUUUUUUUUUGAAAACUGAAGCAAACAAUAAUAAAUGUAAUAUAUCUAUAUAUAUUACAUCUCUUAAUCUUUUACAAAUCUCGUUCGUUUCUGUUAUUGUUUCUUAAAUAUUUUAAUUUAGAGAUUUUAAAUUCAAAUUACCUGCUAGUAUUAUUACUAGCAGUAUUUAACUAGAUAAAGGGAUUUAACUUUCUUUAAUCAUAAAGAACAAGAGGACGAGUUUACGUUGUAUUGUGCAUUGUGCAUUGUAUGUUGCACUUCGUAAAUUUUCGUCAUAUAGUCUACUAAAUACAAUGACUCGAGACUGUAACUACUUAAGAUAAUAAGAAAUUUUUAACAAAUAUUAGCUGGUACAUGUCUGAAGAUUUGAAUAACUUCCAUAAAGGAAGACUAUACGAUGAAAUGCUUUUGCCAACUUAUACUAAUUAACUAUUAGAUAAUAAUAACUAACUGAUUAUGGAAUCAUUAAGCACUUUUAUGUGUUGAUCGUUGUACGAAAUUUUUUUACAAUAACUAUUUUACACAAAGUAUAUAUAUUACGAUUUUAUGUAUUGGCAUCGAAUGUGAGAAGGAACUGGGAGAAUCGUAUUUAUUUGCGUUGAAUUUAUUACGCAUAAGCUCGUAUCAAUAAUUAGCAUUAUUAAUUAUCACAAGGUAGUUACGGAUCUUAGUUAUAUUUAUAUAUUUUGCAAAAUAUAUAAUAAUUUUUAUCACUAAUGGCAAUUCCAAGACUGAUCGAUGUUGGUUCCUCAUAUUGCUCUCCGACAUACAUUCAAUAUAUGUAUGUCUUAAAUGACAAGCAAGAACAAUUGUGUAUGCGGUUAUUUGAAAUAUUUGGUAUAGUGAUACUGUGACAAAUAUCUUAAUAGUUAAUUGUUUUAUAUUAAAAUAUUUGGCAGAUCAUGUAUCAUUUAAUUUCUAGAGAGCAAUAUGAAUGAAGGGGCGCUAAUAUAUUAAAUAUAUCAAAAUUGUGCUACCAUAAUUAUAUUGCGUUCGAUGGACGUUUUGUUACGAAACUGGGUUCCCAUAAACUGUUACCGUAAAUUUCAACAAAACUGCAUGAAACAUUUUUAAAAUAGUUAUGCUGUUUCCAUAACAUACUUUGAGUUUCAUCUUGUUAAUAGUUAUUUAACAAAUUACAUUUUAGUUUCGUUAAUAGUUAAAUAUAGCAGUUUUCCAAUAUUGUCAAUCAUUAAGCGAAACUUGUUUGUAUGCAUGACCAACAUCGACGUCCAAAUGUGCAAUCGUUUAGUUAAACAUACGUAUUCUACUUGAAUGCAAUUGUAGAUAAUGUAAAUAUGUAUAUCAGUUUUAUUUUAUAACUGAACCAACAAAUUCUGUUGGGAACUAAUAACUGUCUAAAAACGACUCGUACUCCUAUGAGGAUAAAAAUAGGCUAAUUAUUAUCAUAAAAAGAAACUAUAAAUCUGCAACACCUGUAUACCUUAAUAAAAAUUAUGUAUUGAGGUACUUUUUUAAA